CUUCGUUUCACUUUCAAGUCGAACACCAUACAGGCAACAUGCAUUUCAACCUGCUUCUUCUGUUGGCAGCCACCACCUUCGCCGCCAACCAGGAAAGACAGUUGUGUCAAGCUCCUACAACAGCACCACAGAAACUUGAAAAGGUCAUAGGACAAUGCCAAGAUGAAAUCAAAUAUGCUUUACUCCAAGAAGCUUUGAGUGUACUUGGGGAAACAGUUGGCAUUGUAAAUAAUAGGAAAUCAACUGAAGGUAUUCGUGAAAAACGGGAAGCUUUCAGUGGAGAGGAAAAGAGGAUAGCAGGUUGCCUACUUCAAUGUGUCUAUAGAAAAAUGAAAGCUGUUGAUACCAAUGGGAUCCCAACGGCCACUGGGCUUGUCAAAAUUUACUCUGAAGGAAAUAAAGACCGGAAUUACUACCUUGCCACUAUUCAGGCUGUCCAGCAAUGUUUGGCUCAGGAGUUGCAAAAUAGGACCAAUGACCCUAGUCUCCUUAAACAAGAAGGAUAUACAUGCGAUGUAGCAUAUGAUAUGUUUAAUUGUGUCAGCAAUCAAAUUGAAUUGGUCUGUGGAAGUAAACCUUGAGUAUUAAUUUAUAAAUAAACUUCAAUAAAAUUACUGUAAAUAAAUAUAAUAUUGUUUAAAAAAUAGUAAUUUAUUAGUUCAU
Cimex lectularius (bed bug) is the source of this 663-nucleotide messenger RNA. It is a transcript of the gene Obp73a, whose product is annotated as general odorant-binding protein 70. The transcript has 7 exons. Gene Ontology annotation, molecular function: odorant binding. NCBI's taxonomy places the organism in Eukaryota, Metazoa, Arthropoda, Insecta, Hemiptera, Cimicidae. The record is from RefSeq and is a predicted model, not a curated record. The coding region runs from base 39 to 581 and encodes 180 amino acids.